Molecule: messenger RNA, 6981 nt
Organism: Rhagoletis pomonella (apple maggot)
Lineage: Eukaryota; Metazoa; Arthropoda; Insecta; Diptera; Tephritidae
Product: semaphorin-2A
Biological process (GO): neural crest cell migration; positive regulation of cell migration; semaphorin-plexin signaling pathway
Molecular function (GO): semaphorin receptor binding; chemorepellent activity
Source: RefSeq, a predicted model, not a curated record
GCGGACUGGUUGGUUCGUCGUUGGUUGCUUGGCUGGUUGGUUGGCCACGUUCGUGCGUUUGCCUGCUGCCAGAACACAAACAGUUUGUGCGGCAAUUGCGAAAUGGACGGUUCGUUGUUGCGGAUAAAUGUAUAAAGACGCGAGUGUACUGCCUUGCUUUGGCGAAUUUAUUUUUGUGAAUAUUUAGUGUUUGAAAAUAUUCUAAAAAAAAAAUUUAAGAAACAUUUCUGAAACGCUUAAACAUUUGGCAUUUAAUAAGCGAAAUUUUAAUGAUUUCAUCAAGUUUGAGUGCUGCCGAGCGUGACUCAAGCUGCAUUGCGGCAAGAAAAAAGGCAGAAAAACUGGCUAAAAGCUGCAAUAUAAAGUAGUGUGGCAAGUUUAGAGUUGUAAGAAGCCUGCAAGCAACAUAAAAGCGUAACGUUACAUAAAAGUUGGAAGCAAGCAAAACAGGCAAAGAAUUUAAGUUUUUUACAUCGAAGGGAUUAAAAAAAUUUGAAAAAAAAGAAAUAGUGCAAAAUUUUGAAACAAAACGUCUCUAAGAACCGUUAAAACGAUUUUGAUUGCAAAUAAAAACAACAAACAUCAAACCAUCUGAUAUUAGGCAGUUCAGCAAAAGGCAUACGGCAUCAAUCAUCCUAACAGCUGUUGGAUUGAAAAGUAAACCGCUGCUCCCUCAUCAUCGUAGCAACGUAUUGAACACCUGUGCAUGGGACCGAACCACCCUUUGGGCGACAGUUGCAACUAUUCGCCUCAGGCGCGAAGCUACGAGCACCGCUGGGCAAGCGGAUGCCCACAAAUUUUAGAUGCGCUCGUGAAGUACUUCCGUUAAUUGCUCUUCGCCAACAGUUUACCGUUAUAACAGUGCUCGUGAGUAGCGUUUCGUUGUUGAGUCGCAAAGUUUUCGCCGCAUUAAUUUCGACUUGUACAGCGAAUGUGACACUCGGUUGCUUAUUUCGUUUGCUCGUGGUGCUAUUCACGGUAGUGCGGCUCACUCGGUUGAUUUUGCUAUCGCGUUGGUGUUAGUGUAUCGGUGUAGCGCUAGUCGCGUGUGUGUUUAUUUAACACAAAUCCUGUCGCUCAGCGAACUCAGUUCGGGCUUGAAAUUCGUGAUGUGCGGUUACAAGUUUACGGCUGGCACGCGUCAGCAACGGCGACCAAAUGUUUGAACGAAAUUUUUUCGGAUUUUGAUAAAGUGAAAGCCAAGAAGUUGGGGUAUAUUGUGGUGAUUGUUUCUUUUCGCACCACAAUUCAAAUUAUGUGAAAACAAUAAUCAAAGCAUUAUCUGUACUCGGAUGCAAUAGGAUUUGUAUGCUGGAUGAAGAGCUUCGAAAUACGCGUGUCAAUAGUCUUAAACACGUUAAAAAAGAUACACAAAUCGUUGACAUAAAAUGACUGAGGAAUACUCUAAAACUAAUAUGCAAAGGAAAACGCUCAAUAUCAACUUCGAAUUGCUCAAAACAGCUUAAUAAGGAAAGCAGUGUUUAUGUUUGAAAAUUUAAAAGUAUUCAAUAAGAGAAUUACUAUACAGUUUAGUAGAAGAGAAAAAAAGGACGUGGGCAAAUGUGCGUCAGUGUUUUAAGCGUAACAAAUAAUUGAAAAACCCAAAUUGAUAUUAUCCAUUAUCAGAGGAAAUAUUAAUCUUACUUAAUAACGAAAAUAAAUGAUUUCGAAAAUGUGCAAAGCACACAGCUGGCAUUGCGAUGCCGCAUGGACAACUGUGCCGCGGCUGCUGGCAUCUCUAUUGUUGUUGCUGCUUGUGGAUUACGCAUACUCGGAUUAUGAAAACACAUGGAAUUUGUAUUAUGAACAGCCGUGCUGCUUGGGCUCGCCCAGUGGACAUCACAUACGGCAUCACAGAGAUCAUGUCAAAGAUUUCAGCUGUGGGCCGCUACAUUACAAAACAUUUUACUUCGAUGAAAACAGUAAUGCGCUAUAUGUGGGAGCCAUGGAUCGCAUAUUUCGAUUAAAUCUACAAAAUAUAAGUCAAUCGAUUUGUGAGGUGGAAUGCCGCAACCACAUACGCGUCAUACAGCCGAUGGACUCUGGGGCGCGCUUAUAUGUAUGCGGCACGAAUGCGCACAAUCCAAAAGACUACGUGAUAAAUGCGAACUUAACACAUUUACCCAGAUCCGAGUACGUGCCUGGCAUUGGCUUAGGCAUCGGCAAGUGCCCCUACGAUCCCGCCGAUAACUCCACAGCCGUUUAUGUGGAGAAAGGAAAUCCCUUUGGAUUACCAGCGCUGUAUUCCGGCACAAAUGCUGAAUUUACCAAGGCUGAUUCGGUUAUAUUCCGCUCGGAUUUGUAUAAUUUAACAUCCGGUCGGAAGGAGCACAAUUUCAAGCGCACCGUGAAAUAUGAUUCCAAAUGGCUUGAUAAACCGAAUUUCGUUGGCUCCUUCGACGUUGACGAAUAUGUUUACUUCUUUUUCCGUGAACAUGCCGUCGAGUAUAUUAAUUGCGGCAAAGCUAUCUAUUCGCGUAUAGCACGCGUCUGCAAGAAUGAUCGUGGUGGCAAAUAUAUGAUCAGCCAAAAUUGGGCGACCUACCUGAAGGCGCGCAUCAAUUGCAGCAUCUCGAGCGAAUUCCCAUUUUACUUCAAUGAAAUACAAUCGGUCUAUAAAAUGCCAACAGAUGACACCAAAUUCUAUGCCACCUUCACGACGAACACGCAUGGCAUUGUCGGUUCGGCGGUAUGUAGCUACGAUAUACGCGACAUCAAUGCAGCCUUCGAAGGCAAAUUCAAAGAGCAAGCAACCUCAAACUCAGCUUGGCUGCCGGUACUCAAUUCGAAAGUGCCCGAACCCAGACCGGGCACAUGCACCAACGAUACAGCAGCGCUGCCAGAUUCGGUGUUAAAUUUCAUACGCAAACAUCCGCUAAUGGACAAGGCGGUCGAUCAUGAAUUCGGCAAUCCAGUAUUUUAUAAAAGGGAUAUCAUACUCACCAAGCUGGUGGUAGAUAGAAUUCGCAUCGACAAACUAAAUCAAGAGUAUCUGGUGUAUUUCGUGGGCACCAGCACCGGCCUCAUCUACAAAAUCGUGCAAUUCAUACGCUACGGUCAACGCUUCUCCAAUCUGCUCGACGUGCUGGAGGUGGCCUACAAUGAGCCGAUACGCGAGAUGGGGUUGAGUCAGAAGACGGGCUCAUUGUACUUGGCUACGGAUCACAAUGUGAAGCAAAUCGAUUUGGCGAUGUGCGCCCGCCGCUACGAUUCGUGUUUCCGCUGUGUGGCCGAUCCGUAUUGCGGCUGGGACAAGGACGCGAGCACCUGCAAGCCAUACCAGCUGGGACUGCUGCAGGAUGUUGCCAAUGAGACUUCCGGUAUUUGUGACACGAGCGUUUUGAAAAAACGCAUCACCGCCUCGUACGGCCAGACACUGCAUCUGUCGUGUUUCGUCAAAAUCCCUGAGGUGCUGCGGCAGAAGUCGGUGCGUUGGUAUCACCAUUCAACGGAGCGAGGACGCUAUGAAAUAAUUUACAGUCCCGCAAAGUACAUUGAAACCUCAGAGGGUGGUUUGGUGAUUAUAUCGGUGAAUGAAGGCGAUGGCGGACGAUAUGACAGUUACCUGGAUGGUACGCUGCUGUGCAGUUAUAGCGUCAAUGUCGAUGCGCACAGAUGUACGCCGCCUUCGAAGAAAAACGAUUACCAGAAAAUUUACUCGCAUUGGUGUAAUGAAUUCGAGAAAUACAAGUCGGCCAUGAAGCAAUGGCAGGCCAAGCAGGAGCAAUGCAAUUUGAAGGAGAAGGCGAAUGGAAAGCAUAUAAAUGAAGUCUAUAGUAAUGAUGCUGUGGUCUGACCGCCAGGUAGCGCGAACAACCACUAAAGACUGACUUUUUAAGCUUUUGAGAGACAAUAUUUUCGUAAUUUAAAAAAUUUUAAUUUGCUACAAAUUCUUGUAACUAAAAAGUUCUACAAAAAAAAAUAUAUCAAACUUCAUAUAAUUAAAGAAAAAAUAUGAAAAUUGUACAGUAUCAAAAAACGAUAAAAAAGAACACUCACAUGGUUAAAAAUAAAGCAUCCAAAUAGAAAAUGAGCAGAAGACAAGAAAAACCAACAAAAUGUCUGAGAACUCGGAAGAGAUCCACAAGCCUGGAGAGCAGCACCAACAUUUCGCGAUAACGCAGAAUAAACUUUUUAACUAUAUAGAGGACAUGAAGCACCAUUAUGCACAUGGAGCCAGUACACACAUACAAACACAAAGUUACACAUGUACGUACACAUAAGGAAGCUUGCGUCGAUGAGGACGACAACAGAAAAGUUACUAACAAAGAGAUCCUGCCAGAAAAAAAAAACAAAACAAAAACAUAAACAGAAAUAAGCAACAAAUAAACACAUAAAAAGAAGAAUGCAACAACCGAAGGUUUUAAUGCAAACGAGCAAGCAAAAGCGACGGAGAAAUAUGAAAUAAUGAAAAAAGAAAACAAAAUAUAUUAAUAGAGAAUUAAAGAGCACAUAGAGUAACCAAGAGAAACCGAAAUGUAAUGUGAACGACUUAACAAUACAUAUACAACAGCAUUUAUAUAUACAUAUAUACAAUAAAAAACACACAUACAUACACUCAAAUAUAUACAUUUCCAUACACACAAAUAACAUUUGCCUGCCUGCCUGAAAGUAUGCUAAGUGACAGUGGAAUGUUUCUGAAAAUAAAACCAUCAAAAACCACCUAACAAAAAUACUCAAAUCUAUCACUUAAUACCACACAAUUUAAGAACAAGAGAACAAUUGCAAAAAUUUUAGAUUUUAAUAAAAUUUGUCAUAGAAAAAAUAAUACUUUAAAAAGCUAGCGCUAGUCAAACGCGCAUGCAUAAUUUUAGGCGAACAAAAACUUAAAUUUGUAAAUUACUUACAUUUAGGAGAUUUAGAAUUUGUAACUGUUUCAUAUAAGCAAGACGUAUGAGAAGGAACCCUGAGUGUACAUACAUACAUAUGUAUUCACUGUAUGUAUGCUAGGAAGUUCUAGAAUUAAUAUAAAAUAGUAGAAAGUAAAUUAAAAAUAAAAUGCUAGAGUAGAGAUGCGCCGAACAAAAAAAAAAAAGGAAAACAAAAUCGUGCAAAACUCUUGGUAACGGCAACUUGGUGAUAGACUUAAGAAAUGCUUAUCUACUUAUUAGACAUAUGGAAAGAGCUGUUAGUGGAGUGAAUAUCUGUAUGGAGUAGACAGUUUUUUUUUUAGCGAUUUUAGGGCGUAAGUGAUUUUUUUUUUAUUAUUAUUAUAUUAUAUACAAUAUUCUUUGUGAAAUGUAAAUAGGUAUUCAGUUUAGUUUUGAAGUUUUGCUAUAGUUUUAUUCAAUACAUAUGUCAGAAAGCCUGCCUAUACAUACAUACAUAGAUAUACACAUUGAAAUCAGAUGUGGAUUUGCCAGUUUUUAAUGCUUCAAAUAAUCUAUAUGUAUGUAUUUGUAAGUAUGCUUAUUAAUAGCCAUGUUUAACGUUAAACCAAUGUAAAUUUUUGUAAUAUAUGAAUAAAGUAAAAAAAGAACAAAAACAAAAACAAAAAAAAAACCUAGCAUAUUAUAUAAUUGUUUAUAUUCGCUUGUGUUAUACGCAUUUUACGCAAAACAAACGCGCUUGAAAGUAUUGAGACUUUUAUAUAGAAAACAGGUGAGUGCUGAGGAGAUUGGGCUUAUGAUUUCAUAUAAGUUUUUAGUUUUGAUAUCACUUUUUAAGUGGGAAUUUCCUGUCAAACUCACAAUUCCUGGACGUUAUUAUUGCAUUAAAAAAUUUUCGUCACUAGGGUUGCACAAAUCUUUAGAGCUAUUUCAAUUUGUAUUAAAAAAUUAUUCUCAAUGUACGCGAAAGCUCUCUGAAGUAAGCUCCGUCUUAAGCGGUAUGCAUACUUUCAACUCAUAGGCCAUUCACACUUUUUCCAAAUCGUGCACAAGUGGUAAGCAACCAGGAAUAAAAUAUAGCUUCGAAAGCAUACCCGUAAAGGGUAAGUAAUAAGAGGUUACGUACAGUGCUCGUCUUUACUAAAUAAAGAGAAAAUGGUAACAAGUUUCACAGGCGCUUUGGGUAGUCAACUUUCAGCAAGAUUCAAACCCUGGUGUACUUUGUAUUGAAUCAUUGCCUCUUUUAUUCACAAAAAUUUAAAAAUUUGGUCUCAGAUUUUUAGACCACAGUCAUUGAAAAUUUGAGCAAUAUCAGAGAAAGUGUUAACAGGAAUUAAAAGCUGCAUCUUGGUUAAGAGAUCCAUGGUGCCCCACUGGGUCCAAUGAGGGCGGCCCGUUGUGCUCGCCUCGAUUUUAAGGGCCAUCUCUUCCAUUUAUUCAUUCUGUUAAGGACUUAUUGUUAUUAAUUGUUUUGUCACAUAAACCCCUAAUUUAUUCAUAUUCCAGAUUUUCCCUACUGAUCUGCGCCUUCACUCAGAAAUUCUCGAUAAAAGCCUCAAAACUUUUAUACAAAUAUAUGUAACAUAAUCUUAAUAAUGGCGCUUUGUUUUCCUAAUGUUCAUGAAAAGCAAUAAUAAUUGAUCGGAUAAUAUAUAUAUAUAUAUAUAGUAACAAAUACAGCAACAAGAACAACAAUGAGAAAUCAAUGUGAAUUUUACCUGCUAAUAGUGAGAUAUAUAUAGUUAUAUACCUAAAAAAAAAAAAUUUAAUAAAAAAGUAUAAAGAUUUAAGCGAAAGUAAAUUACUUACUUAAUUUAAGUAAAACAUUAAUAUUUUAAUUAGUAUAAUACACAAAAUAACUUAAAAAAAUAUGUAUUGUAAAGUAGUAAGGGGCAGAAUAAGAAUUCAACUGGAAUAUGAAUUCCCGAUUUGACUUCUGUAAUUUUUCAAUAACAAAGAAGAGUUCGCAGUUUGGUUAUGAGUGUGACGCCAAAUGAUUGCUGGGCUCAUACUGAAAGUUGUCUACAUAUAUUAAUUUUGAGCUUCAUCACUGAAAAUUGGGGAACAAAUAGAGAUUUUAAAAUUCCUUUGACCAUCACUUUUCGAUGUUGAUCAUGUUAGCAUGUGAAUCAGUUUUAUAAGUUCAAAAAAA